GGAGGUGGGGCUUUUGCUGAAAACUUAUUUCGCUGGCUGCCUCCUCUUUUUGCACAAAGCCGGAGUGCAUAGCCUCUUCCACACUGUGGAUACAUAGUGCAGUCUCUUCCACUUUGAAAUUUGAGCCCAAGUUGCAUGCAACCUGCGUGUAGGCUUUCGUGACGGGACGUAUUUUUUUUUCUUUGCUGAGGGCGAGAACGACCGUGGUGGUUGUUCCGCUGUGGCUUCCAGCAAAUAGUCGGACCCCUAUCACAAGUAAGGGGACUCAGAGAGAAAGGAGACGAGCCUGCAGGAGUGGUCUUGGAGACUUGAGGCACCACCAUGAGCUUGCAAACGGUCAAUCUUGAUACCUAUAGUUUAUCCCUGCUCACGGCCAAGGAGGACAUCCUCAACCCUCGUUCAUCUACUAACUGGGCAUUAUUUGUAUACGAAGGACUGACAAACAAGUUGAAACUCGCUGACUCGGGAGUGGGCGGUGUUACAGAGUUGGUCAGCAAGUUCCAUGCAUCCAAGCCACAAUAUGGACUAUGCAGAGUGGGAAGUGCAGACACAGGAGGCCCCCGCAUUGCAAUGAUUGUCUGGGUCGGUGAACAUGUGGAAGAAUUCCGCAGGACAGAAUGUGCCGGACACAUUCCAGCCAUCAAACAGUUCUUCAAGGAGGCGCACGCUUUCAUUAGUGCACAAAAAGCAGACGACAUGACAGAGGAGAUGAUAAGAGCAGAGCUCAGCAAGACCCAUGCGCCUCCUCAGUGGGCCAAGAAGAGCUCCAGGUCUUCAGAAAGGGAGGACAUUGUUGGUACAAACUACAGAAAGACAAAUGCUGCAAUGGAGAUGAGACUCAUAAACAGAGAUUCCUUCUGGGCACGUGCAGAGCGAGAGGAAGAACAGAGAAAGGAAGAGGAGAGGAGACGUGCUACAGAAGAGAGACGGCGGCUUGAGAGAGAACGAGUUUUAAAGGAACGGAAAGAUGCAGAAGAAAGAGAUCGGAAAAUGAAUGAGAAACUACGGAUGAUUGAGGAGCAAAGGCAGAAGCAAGCAGAACAAGAGGAAGAACUGCGUAGAAAGGAGAAAUCAAGAUGGGAACAAGAGAAGAGGGAACAUGAGGAGGAUAUGAGGGCUUGUCUAAGAAGGAGCGAGUCCAUCGAGAAGGCAGCUGAGGCAGCAGUGUUAGUGUCCCAACGCUCCAUGAACCCUCGGGAGUUCUUCAGGCAACUGUCGUCAUCGUCGUCACAAAGUCCGACCAGCCCUGGAUCAUCACGCUCUGGUAAACCAUUCAGACGUUACCAACGCAGCCUGACCGACACUGCUUUCAUCUUCUCCAGAGCAGACAACAGCACACCAUCCUCGCCUCACAGCUCUCCCCUUGUCUCCCCCUUCUCACGGGCCUCACCUUCCCACAUCAGUGCCACAUCUCCUCCAACAAGCCCCAUUUUCCGCCCUCUCACCUCUCCUUCCACGACCAAAGCGGCAGUUUCAACGCCCACAUCCCCAAUCCGUGACACUCCUCCGGCUUCAGCCGUGCCCGUCAUACCCCCGGCAGAUCAGCAGCCUGUUGUUGAGACCAAAGCUCCAUCACCUACAGAGCCCUCUGCACCACCAGCCUCCUUCAAUCUGGGAGUUUGCUCAUUCCCCGGCUUGGAAACAAGAAACCCGUUACACGCACACCCUGCGGUUCUGCCACCCUCACCCCCAAAUACACCAACCGACCCAGAGGACUCAACUUCCUGCUUUGAGGGUCCACCUCCACAGCCUCCAACAUCUCCUCUUCCUGAGAUACCACAGUCUAACACUGCAGACCUCCAUACCGCCAUGCUGGUGCACACUGAUCUGCUCUCAAAUACUGGAUACAAAGCACAAGCUGUACUGCUGGAAGAAGAUGAGGAAGAAGAUGAUGAGGAGAAGGAGCGGGAAGACAUGGAGGUGAACAAUGAGGAGGAAGCUGAGGUACAGCAACAACCUUGUGCCUGCCCUGAAGAACCAGGCCAGACUGAGCCAGAGGGGCAGCUGCAGGAGGAGGAGGAGGAGGAGAAGGCGGAGCAGAUGGAGCAGCAGGAGGGAAAAUCAGAGCAGGAGGUGGAGCCUGUAUCCCCAGUGGACGCAAUUGAAGAGUUCCCGGAGGAUGACGAGGAGUCCACUCAAUAUAAAGAGCAGAAUGACCAUUUUGAAGAUGGUCAAACCACAGAUGAACCUGUUGAACUUUCUGAAAAAGAAGAGUCACAUCAUGCAGAUGAGGAAGACAUUUGUCAGACAGUAAAGCCUGAGACGGAGGUCCUAUCAACCAAUGGCUUCACAAAUGGAGACGAACAAGACCACAAUGGCAUUGAGAGAUCUUUGAGCCCGUCCGAUGCUGAAAUCAGCUCCCCAGAGUUGAGCGGGUGCUAUGACCUUCAUAACGCUGCAGAGAGCGAUGACAUCAUUGACGAAAAGGAGAUCUCCGAAAACGGACAAGGGGUUUCAUCUGAGCGACAAAUGUGUGUUCGAGCUCUGUACGACUACCAAGCAGAGGACGAAUCAGAGAUCUCCUUUGAACCUGGUGACAUCAUCCGGGACGUGGAAACGGUGGACAAAGCGUGGUGGAGGGGGUGGAGCAAAGAUGGCCACCAAGGAUUGUUCCCUGCCAAUUAUGUAGAGACCAUAUAACAUGCACACGUACACACAUAUUCACACUCUCAGGGGCGCCAUCAUCCCUCAGUUUAACCUUCUUCUUCCCACUACAAAAAAAAAAAGAUUGUAUUUUAAUGUUCUAUUGAUGAAAAAAAGAGAAACUUAAUAUUUUUACAAACAAUCAGGACUUUUUUCUUGGACCAAAAGUUAUUUCCUGAAGGAAUGUUAGGGGGCGGGAUCACAUCACCAUCACAAGUUAUCACAAACUUGCUUUGCUUAUAAGAAUAGAUCUUUAUCGUGUAUAGUUAUGUUUUGAUCCAAACAUAAAUAAGCAUUCCCUUCUCUUCUUUGUGUCGUACAUUACAAAAACAUACUUCUCUGCUCUGGUAAUAUACAGUAUAAGAUGUACACCUGAACUUGUAAUCAUCUUCCUUGGCUUUCCUGAGAUAUUUUACAGUUCUAUAUUUGUUACUGACAACCUUUCAACCUAUCUUGAUUAGCCACCAUGAAAGACAACAGUGGAUAAACAAGCAGAGUUGAAAGGCUCCGUAUUUACCUGUGUCACUCUUUGAGACCAUGCUGUUUUGUUGUCAUGGUGAUGUCUAGACUUACUUUCAUUAAGCUGUCUUUUUCCCCCCCUCCCGGAUAUUUGAAUAGAAUUUUAUUAACACAAAUAUAAUACGAAAAAACAUCUUCAGUGGUGUAAUCAGCUAAAAUAUUCUAAUUAUAAACUGUAUAUAAAAAUGUAUAGCGACAACAAUUAUUUCUUUUGGGGUUGUGUAAUGUGUAUUGUAUGGUUGUUAGAGUGUGCUUUGUAUUUACGCCAGACUUGCAAAGUUGGAGCAUAUACAAACAAUUUUAUUAAAAUGAUUUUCUCCUAAA
This is a messenger RNA of Doryrhamphus excisus (bluestripe pipefish), 3486 nucleotides long. RefSeq lists its product as uncharacterized. Gene Ontology annotation, molecular function: actin filament binding. The record is from RefSeq and is a predicted model, not a curated record. Gene Ontology annotation, biological process: neuron projection morphogenesis; regulation of actin filament polymerization; postsynaptic actin cytoskeleton organization. Gene Ontology annotation, cellular component: actin filament; cortical actin cytoskeleton; postsynaptic density. NCBI's taxonomy places the organism in Eukaryota, Metazoa, Chordata, Actinopteri, Syngnathiformes, Syngnathidae.